This is a messenger RNA of Aspergillus nidulans FGSC A4, 840 nucleotides long. Its product is annotated as metallophosphatase domain-containing protein. Gene Ontology annotation, molecular function: hydrolase activity. Lineage: Eukaryota; Fungi; Ascomycota; Eurotiomycetes; Eurotiales; Aspergillaceae. The record is from RefSeq and is a predicted model, not a curated record. The transcript is spliced from 3 exons. Bases 1 to 840 code for a protein of 279 amino acids.
AUGCCCCAAAAGGCAAAGACCCGCCUCCUCCUCCUUUCCGAUACUCACACAACAACCCCCUCCCCCGCACUCUCCAGCUCUUCUUCGGGCUUCCCAUCAACACCCUACCGGCACCCGCUCCCCUCGGCCCAAGUCCUCCUGCAUGCCGGUGACAUCACGAAAGUCGGCCUUGCCUCCGAACACAAGGCCAUACUCGAGAUACUUAAGUCCCAUCCAGCCGAACUGAAGAUCGUGAUUGCCGGGAACCACGAUAUCACUCUUGACGAGGAAUACUAUAAUCGUGUGGGGUGGUUGCGGCAUAGGUAUAGAGAUGCAAAGGGGAGGGAUCAUCUGGCUGCGCUACCCAGAGUCCCUGAAUUGGGAACUACAACUGAAGGAUCACAGGGUCCUAGAUCAUCCCUGAACUCCCCCUCAGCCAUAAAAGCCCUAUACACAGACUCCACCGCCAUAAAUGCCGGUAUCCGGUACAUGGAAGAAGAGGUCAGGACAUUCACUGUGCCCUCCACAGGCGCAAAGUUCACCAUUUACGCGAGUCCCUAUACGCCCGAGUUUUGCGACUGGGCGUUCGCAUACCCACGAAGCGUCGAUAUCCUUUUAACUCACGGGCCACCAAAGGGGAUUCUAGACCAAGUAGUCGGGAGCGGCGAGAAUGUGGGAUGUGAGCACCUCUAUCGUGCUGUGAGGAGGGCGCGGCCGGCGCUGCACGUCUUUGGGCAUAUUCACGAGGGGUAUGGAGCGCGACGAUUAGAGUGGGAGCGUUCUGGGUCAGACUCAGAUACUGCGACUGGGUCCGGGACCCCAGCUGGAAGCGCACUUUUGAGCCGAAAAGGCUUAUUGUAG